CGUUCUCAACCCAUGACCAAUACGAGCUCGAAACUUCUUUCGUAACUCCCGUAACUUCUUCGUAGUGGCUCCCUUCCAUGCCUCAUUUCAUAGGGAACCUCAAAGUGGCUCUAUUUCAUUAUAUUCCAUCUAUAUCCCAAUUCCAUUCAUUUAAUAUCUCUUUGGUGUCAUCGACAUAAGAGAUGUCGUUUCUAGUCUAUCUCUUUCUAUUUCUAUAUUUAUAUAUGGAAAGUUAAAGUUAAAAAAUCAUCAUAUAAUAAUCCAGAAAUUGCAAUACAAACGAAAAAGGGAGGUUUGUGAUGAUUUUUCAAUCUUUUCUACUAGGUAAUCUAGUAUCCUUAGGCAUGAAGAUAAUCAAUUCGGUCGUUGUGGUCGGACUCUAUUAUGGAUUUCUGACCACAUUCUCCAUAGGGCCCUCUUAUCUCUUCCUUCUCCGAUCUCAGGUUAUGGAAGAAGGAGAAGAAGGAACCGAGAAGAAGGUAUCAGCAACAACUGGUUUUAUUAUGGGACAGCUCAUGAUGUUCAUAUCGAUCUAUUAUACGCCUCUGCAUCUAGCAUUGGGUAGACCUCAUACAAUAACUGUCCUAGCUCUACCCUAUCUUUUGUUUCAUUUCUUCUGGAACAAUCACAAACACUUUUUUGAUUAUGGAUCUACUAGCAGAAAUUCAAUGCGUAAUCUCAGCAUUCAAUGUGUAUUCCUGAAUAAUCUCAUUUUUCAAUUAUUCAACUAUUUCAUUUUACCAAGUUCAACGUUAGCCAGAUUAGUCAACAUUUAUAUGUUUCGAUGCAACAACAAGAUGUUAUUUGUAACAAGUAGUUUUGUUGGUUGGUUAAUUGGUCACAUUUUAUUCAUGAAAUGGGUUGGAUUGGUAUUAGUCUGGAUACAGCAAAAUCAUUCUAUUCGAUCUAAUAAGUACCUUGUGUCAGAAUUGAGAAAUUCUAUGGCUCGAAUCUUUAGUAUUCUCUUCUUUAUUACCUGUGUCUACUAUUUAGGCAGAAUGCCGUCACCUAUUUUUACUAAAAAACUGAAAGAAACCCCAGAAACGAAAGAAAGUGAGGAAGAAACAGAACAGGAAGAAGAGGGAUUCACCGAAGAAGAUCCUUCUCCUUCCCUUUUUUCGGAAGAAAAGGAGGAUCCGGACAAAAUCCAAAUCGAUGAAAUGGAAAAGAUCCGAGUGAAUGGAAAGGACAAAACAAAGGAUGAAUUCCACUUGCACUUAAAAGAAGCAUGCUAUAAAAAUAGCCCAACUUCGUUAGAAAUACUUAAAGAAGAAAAGAAAAACUUCUUCGGGUUUGAAAAAUCCCUUCUUUUUCUUCUUUUCGACUAUAAACGUUGGAAUCGUCCAACGCGAUAUAUAAAAAACAAUCGAUUUGAAAAUGCGGUAAGAAAUGAAAUGUCACAAUAUUUUUUUUAUACAUGUCAAAAUGAUGGAAAACAAAGAAUUUCUUUUACAUAUCCACCCAGUUUAUCAAUUUUCUGGGAAAUGAUACAAAGAAAGAUUUCUUUGGAUACAACAGAAAAAUUCUUAUAUGAUGAUGAACUAUCCAAUAAUUGGAUUUCUACAAAUGAACAAAAAAGAAACAGUUUAAGCAAUGAAUUAAAUAAUAGAAUUACGGUUCUAGACAAAGACAUUUUUUAUAUAGAUGUACUCGAUAAAAAAACAAGAUUAUGCUUAGAAAACAAAAUAGUAAAUUAAUAAAAAAAUGGAUACAUAGAAUAAAUACCAAAAAAGAUACGAGGAGAUUCGACCCCCUC
Messenger RNA from Amaranthus tricolor (Joseph's coat), 1756 nucleotides. RefSeq names its product protein TIC 214-like. Gene Ontology annotation, cellular component: membrane. The record is from RefSeq and is a predicted model, not a curated record. The transcript has a single exon. Bases 300 to 1697 code for a protein of 465 amino acids. Lineage: Eukaryota; Viridiplantae; Streptophyta; Magnoliopsida; Caryophyllales; Amaranthaceae.